This is a messenger RNA of Rhizoctonia solani, 657 nucleotides long. RefSeq names its product Endoplasmic reticulum vesicle transporter. Bases 1 to 657 code for a protein of 218 amino acids. Lineage: Eukaryota; Fungi; Basidiomycota; Agaricomycetes; Cantharellales; Ceratobasidiaceae. The record is from RefSeq and is a predicted model, not a curated record. Gene Ontology annotation, biological process: Golgi organization; endoplasmic reticulum to Golgi vesicle-mediated transport; intracellular protein transport. Gene Ontology annotation, cellular component: endoplasmic reticulum; Golgi apparatus; COPII-coated ER to Golgi transport vesicle. The transcript is spliced from 4 exons.
AUGUUACGACCCCGUAUUUCGCUCUCUGUACUCUUACUAGCCUUCUUAUUAUCACCUCUGCAAACUGCAGCUAUCAAAUUCGCUCUUCCAGCAUCCAAAAAUCCUAUUCGAAAGUGUAUAUGGAACGCGGCGCACGAUGGCGCGUUGGUGGUUAUCACUGCCAACCUCGGUCCUGGGGAAAACCAACGAAUUGACGUCGAUGUCGUAGACAGAUCAGAACACCAACAUAUGUAUUUGAGCAAAAAGGGCUUAAAGUCCGAGACGAGGGUUGCGAUCACGGCUCAUGGUGAAGGCGACGUAGGGAUUUGUUUUACAAAUACGUUGGUGGGGAGUGUUAUUUCGGCGGAUCAGGCUAGGGUUAUUGAUUUGGACGUGGACAUUGGCGCAGACGCAGUGGAUUACAAUGCCAUUGCGAACCAAGAGUCGUUGUCAGGGCUGGAAACGGAAAUGCGCAAACUGGAGGCGGUCGUACAGGAAAUUACAGACGAAUUUGGCUAUUUGAAGCGGAGAGAAAUGCGCAUGAGGGACACCAACGAAUCGACGCAGCGUAGGGUGGUGAAUUUUGCAUGGGUGACCAUUGUCGCACUGGUUGCAUUAGGAGCCUGGCAAAUACUGCAUUUGAGGAACUUCUUCAGGCGAAAAUACUUGAUCGAUUAG